AUGGCGUCCGCCGACGCCGAGAAGACAGAACACAAGAUGGAGGGUACCAUCGAGACAGCCCAGGAGCUGCACGAGGACCCGAAUUCCCAUGUCAACCCAGAUACAGUCGAGCAGAAGGUCGUCGACGAUGCCCAAGAAGCCGGUGUCGCUGCAUACCAAUUCGAUCCCAACGCUUCACCAGAGGAUAAGGCCAACGCCGCCAAGGGGCGACUGCCGCCUGAUUUCCACCAUCCGCGCAAGCCCCAGGGCAUUGCCGUAAUUACAGAUAAAAACGAUGGAAAAGCAGAUUAUGAUCUUCCCCCACCCCAAUCGGCAACCGCCAUCAUGGCCGACGAAGCGACAAAAGCCGAUGAGGGGAAGCCAAUUGACGAUGACCUUCGAUGGGCGCGCGAUCGAACGGGUUGGGCGCCGAAGUUUGUCACUGAGAAGCUGGAGGGCCUCGAUGACGAGGGCACGUUGCUGGACCACCAGACCUUCCUGGAAGGGAGAAUCCCCGACAAGUUCUUUGGUGACUGGUACCACAACGCGGCCAUCAUUGUGUUCGCAUGUCUUUCCUCAUGGCUGAUUGCUGUUGUGGGCGGUGGUAUCGGUUGGGUUCUGAUGAUCAUGGCAGCCUGCAGCACAUACUACCGCACAUCCAUUCGACGUGUGCGCCGUAAUUUCCGUGACGAUAUUAGUCGCGAAAUGUCCAAGGCGCGCCUUGAGACUGAUACCGAGAGCUUGGAGUGGAUCAAUAGCUUCCUGGUCAAGUUCUGGCCUAUCUAUGCCCCGGUUCUCUGUGAUACCAUCAUCAACUCUGUCGACCAGGUUCUCAGCACAUCCACUCCAGCAUUCCUGGAUAGCUUGCGCUUGAAGACCUUCGUCCUUGGUAGCAAGCCCCCUCGUCUGGAGCAUGUUAAGACAUAUCCCAAGACCGAGUCCGACACCGUGAUCAUGGACUGGAAAUUCAGCUUUACUCCCAACGACACGAUGGAUUUGACUGCCCGCCAGAUGAAAGAUAAGAUUAACCCCAAGGUAGUGCUCGAGGUUCGCGUCGGAAAGGGCGUGCUCAGCAAAGGCCUGGACGUUAUUGUCGAGGACAUGGCUUGCUCGGGCCUCAUGCGCGUUAAGGUUAAGCUCCAGAUUCCGUUCCCUCACAUCGAGCGUGUGGACGUUUGCUUCUUGGAUAAGCCCGAGCUCGACUAUGUAUGCAAGCCUCUUGGUGGUGACCACCUUGGAUUCGAUAUCAACUUCAUUCCAGGUCUGGAGAGCUUCAUCAAGGAUCAGAUUCACGCCAACUUACAGCCCAUGAUGUACGACCCGAACGUCUUCCCCAUCGAGAUUGCCAAGAUGCUUGCAGGAAACCCCGUUGACCAAGCUAUUGGUGUUGUUGCUAUCACUCUGCACGGUGCCCACCAGCUCAAGAACCCGGACAAGUUCUCUGGUACUCCUGACCCAUAUGCUGUUGUCUCUCUGAACAACCGCAAUGAGCUCGGCCGCACCAAAAUCAUGCACGAUACGGACAGCCCCCGUUGGAACGAAACCAUCUAUGUUAUCAUCACGUCUUUCUCCGAUGCCUUGUCAAUCGCCGCGUACGACUGGAAUGAAUUCCGCAAGGACAAGGAAAUGGGUACUGCUAGUUUCGCACUGGACAAGCUUGAACAGGAGCCUUCUCAUGAGGGCAUUUACCUGGAAGUGCAGGCCAGUGGCCGCCAUCGUGGUGCCAUUCAGGCUGAUAUUCGCUUCUUCCCCGUCCUGGAGGGACGUAAGAACGAGGCCGGUGAGGCCGAGCCUGCGCCCGAACUCAACACCGGUAUUGCCCAAUUCACCAUCGAGCAGGCCAAGGACCUCGACGGAAGUAGAAGUCUGGUUGGCAAGCUCAACCCUUACGGUGUUCUGCUCCUCAACGGAAAGGAGAUCCACAUCACAAACAAGUUGAAGCGUACCAACAACCCUAUCUUCCAGAACGCCUCCAAGGAAUUCCUCGUUACUGACCGCAAGAACGCCAAAUUGGGUCUCAUCAUCAAGGACGACCGCGACAUCAUGCAGGAUCCUAUCGUCGGCCGCUACCAGAUUAAGAUGAACGACAUGAUUAAGAUGAUGGAGCGUGGCCAGCAAUGGUUCCACCUUCACGGUGCUAAGGAUGGUCGUGCCAAAAUGACCCUGAACUGGAAGCCUGUCGCUCUGGGUGGUGUUGGUAGCGCCAGCUACAUCGACCCCAUUGGUGUCAUGCGCUUCCACUUCAAGCGCGCAACCGACCUGCGCAAUCUCGAGGCCAUGGGCAAGUCUGACCCCUACGCUCGUGUACUGCUUUCUGGUAUGACUCGUGGCCGAACUGUGACCUUCCGUAACAACCUCAACCCCGAAUGGGAUGAAGUCGUCUACGUGCCAAUCCGCAGCGCCCGUGAGAAGCUCACUGUUGAGGUGAUGGACGAAGAAAGCAUCAACAAGGACCGAACCCUUGGCUGGUGUGAUUUGAAUGCAUCGGACUUCGUUCGUGAGAACGAGAACGGCGAGUAUGAGAUCGACGAUGAGAAGCAGGCCAUUACCAGCCACUUGAGUAUCAGCGGUGGUGCUAAGAAAGGAACACUUCACUACGACGUUGCCUUCUUCCCGUCUGUGCCUGUUGUCAACCCCGAGGAUGAGGCCGAGGAAGAGGAGGAGGAGGUUCCCGGUACCCCUGGUCCGGAUGCCGUUGACUUCCGCAAGAGCAUGGAAUCUCGGCCCAAGACGUUGCACACAAAGUCUGCGAGUGUUGACUCCAAGGCCUCCAGGACAUCCAAGGCUCAAUCCAAUGGCACUACUCCCAACGGUACUAAUGGCAAUGGUGAGCCGACUACCAAUGGCCGCACCAGUCUGGAGACAAACGGAUCUCGUCCAAUGACUGGCCCCCUGUCUGAGACCGCGUCUGUUCGAUCGAUCAAGUCGAUUCCCCGCACUUUCGUCAGCGCGGACGAUCUCGAGAAAUAUGAAUCCGGCUUCAUUGUUUUCAAGUUCCAUGAGGGCCAGCUGGCACACGCCCACGUGCAGCUGGAGGUCUUGAUGGAUGACUACAUGUUCCCGUCAUAUGUCUCAUCCAAGAUUCACACCACAACCGCGAAGUUCACUGACGUUGGUGAGGCAUUCGUUCGUGAGCUCGAGUUCUCCAAGAUUACCCUACGUCUCGUGAAGAAGGACGACCCCAAGGACUCCAGCGAGGAGCAUACCGUUGCCAAGCUGACCGGUGAUACUCUGCCGACUCUCAUGCGCAUGCUAUACACUCCCACCGAGCUUGUCCUGCGUUCCACCGAUGGUGAAGUCAGCAAGGUCACCGUCAGCGCUCGUUACAUUCCCACCCAGAUGAAGCUCGACCCCAUGGAAAGCAUCAACAACAUGGGUACCCUUCGCGUCGAUGUUCUCGACGCCGCUGAGCUCCCCGCUGCUGACCGCAACGGCUUCUCCGACCCGUACUGUAAAUUCCGCCUGGGCGAUGAAACCGUUCACAAGACCAAGGUCCAGAAGAAGACCCUUCAUCCUGCCUGGAACGAGUUCUUCGAAGCUCCCAUCAAAUCGCGCAUUGGCGCCAACUUCCACGUCGAUGUGUGGGAUUGGGACUUUGGUGACUCGGCCGACUGGCUCGGUUCUACCCCUAUCGACCUUGAAGAGCUCGAGCCUUUCGUUGGAAAGGAAGUCACACUGCCCCUGGAUGGCAAGUCGGGUGUCAUCCGCCUGAAGCUCCUCUUCAAACCUAGCUACGUGAUUCGCUCCCGCCAAGGCUCAUCUACGUUCUCCGGCACCUUCGCUGUCCCCGGCAAGAUUGUCGGCGCCCCCGUCAAGGGUGUUGGCUUCGUUGGUGGCAAUGUUGUCCGCGGUGCAUCCUUCGUCAAGCACGGCCUCAUGUCCCGGUUCGGAAAGGACAAGGGUGAGGAUACCCCUUCAAUUGUCGAAGAGGACAAAGACCGUCUUGCCCCAGGCUCUUCGAUCACCGAACCCUCUACCCCGGACACCGCGCAGAGGGAGCACUCUCGCAACCGCAGCACCGCCUCCCAGUACGGUGACCGACUCAGCGUUAUCGGAUCCGCGUCUGGAGAGAAGGGCGUUGCUAACAUCACUCUGGUCUCCGCCGCCAACUUCCCUACCAACGCCAACCUGCGCAUCACUGUCCGCGUCGUCGGCCCUAAGGGCGCGAAGGAAGUGCACAAAUCGAAGGCCCACAAGAACUCCUCUGGCACAGUCAACUACGACGAUGCAUUCCGAGUCCCCAACACCACCGCCGACGCUCAGUACCAGAUUCGCGUCGUGGACCACGCCACUUUCGGAUCUGACGAUGUCCUCGGUGACGCCCUGUUCUUCGUUGAUGACCAGGGUUCAGUCGCCGGUCAGGACAAGGUCGUGACUGUCGGCCAGGGUGUUGUCACCAUUCGCUCCAGCUUUGCUCCCUCGGAAUCUAGCUUGCGACCCACGACUUCUGGGUCGACGGCUGCCGAAGGCGAUGGUGCCGAGAGUCCCGAUUCGAGAAAGAUGCCUCGCCGCAGUUUCUUGAGCAAGCGGAGUGUCAGUGGGGCUUGA
Molecule: messenger RNA, 4527 nt
Organism: Penicillium salamii
Lineage: Eukaryota; Fungi; Ascomycota; Eurotiomycetes; Eurotiales; Aspergillaceae
Source: the annotation of a GenBank genome assembly